AUGAACACUAAAUUACUCUCAUCUCUCUAUUUCUCCCCCUUUCUGUCUCUCAUCCUCUUUCUUUCUCCUACUCUCUCUCUCUCUCUCUCAUUUUAUCUCUUUUCCCCAUUUUUCUCUCUCAUUCUCUUUCUUUCUCUCGCUCUCAUUGUCUCUCUUUCUCCCUUUCUUCUUGCUCUCAUCCUCUCUCUUUCUCCCCUUUAUCAUUCUCAUUCUCUCUUUCUCCUCUUUCUCUUUCUUCCCCUUUUUUCUCUCAUUCUCUCUCUCUUUAUCUCCUUUCUCUCUCUCAUUGUCUCUAUAUCUCCCCUUUCUGUCUCCUAUCCUCUCUCUUUCUCCCCUUUUUCUCUCUCAUUCUCACCCCUUUUCUCUCUCAUUCUCUCUCAUAAACACACAUAUUUCAUUCUAUCAUUCAUCAUUAAAACGGACAAAAGAACAUUUUUGUUCGCACAGACAUUUUCCACCUAUCUAUCUAUCUAUCUAUCUAUCUAUCUAUCUAUCUAUCUAUCUAUCUAUCUAUCAGCCACUUGCCCUCUUUCUUUCUUUCUUUCUUUCUUUCUUUCUUUCUUUCUUUCUUUCUUUCUUUUUAUUCCCGACUCCAUUAGAACUUCCUUUUUUCCCGCCGAUUCCUUCUCCAGACUUUUUCAUUUCCCUUCUUUCAUCCCCCGCAUCUUCUCCAUUCUUUUACUUUCUUUUUACCCCUUUCUUCCAUUUCUUUUUUUAAUUUUCUUCCUUUUUCUUUCUCGUUUUCUUUCGUCUCUUUCUUUCUGUUUAUCACCUUCUUUCCUUUCUCUUCCCCUCCCAUUAUCUCUCAUUGACUUAAAUGUUGUUAGGUUAUCUAUCUAUCUAUCUAUCUAUCUAUCUAUCUAUCUAUCUAUCUACCUUUUUAGUAGGUCCGAGUGA
Molecule: messenger RNA, 897 nt
Organism: Acanthosepion pharaonis
Lineage: Eukaryota; Metazoa; Mollusca; Cephalopoda; Sepiida; Sepiidae
Source: the annotation of a GenBank genome assembly